This is a messenger RNA of Phasianus colchicus (ring-necked pheasant), 5747 nucleotides long. RefSeq names its product scaffolding CK1 anchoring protein H (gene SACK1H). Gene Ontology annotation, molecular function: protein kinase binding; keratin filament binding. The record is from RefSeq and is a predicted model, not a curated record. Gene Ontology annotation, cellular component: keratin filament. Gene Ontology annotation, biological process: positive regulation of cell migration; intermediate filament cytoskeleton organization; signal transduction. NCBI's taxonomy places the organism in Eukaryota, Metazoa, Chordata, Aves, Galliformes, Phasianidae.
CCAUGGUUCCCUGCCGUGGUUCCCUGCCGUGGUUCCCUGCCAUGGUUCCCUGCAUUGGUUCCCUGCCGUGGUUCCCUGCCAUGGUUCCCUGCCGUGGUUCCCUGCAUUGGUUCCCUGCCAUGGUUCCCUGCAUUGGUUCCCUGCAUUGGUUCCCUGCCAUGGUUCCCUGCAUUGGUUCCCUGCCGUGGUUCCCUGCCGUGGUUCCCUGCCGUGGUUCCCUGCCAUGGUUCCCUGCAUUGGUUCCCUGCCAUGGUUCCUUGGAUUGGUUCCCUGCCGUGGUUCCCAGGCCGGCUCGCGGUGCCAGGCCCGAGCAGGUCGGACAGGCUCGGGGCAGACGGAAGGGAGCGGCCGCCCGCGGCUCAGGAAUGCGCAGCCCUUAUCUCUGGCUCCCCUGCAAUCCUGGGGAGGGAAGGACUCUCCGGAGUUUGCCUUUCUCUCGCUCUUACUCACCCUCUGCCCUGGGUGGAGCUCGAUCCUGCAGGCUCGGAGGUGCCCGUGAAUCAGGCUGCAGGCACGUCCAGGGCGGCAGAGCCGGGCGGCAGCGCGACCCGCCACCUGCACGGCGCACCUGGGAGUUCUCAGAUUUGUGCGCCUGCUUUUGAAGGUACCAGCAGCACCCGAAGGACUCGAGGAGCUGAAUGCAGAGCCCUAGCAGGCGGGCACAGGAUGGCAGGCUCAGCAGACGGCAGCUGCUCGGCACGCAGGGUCUGAUGGUGCAUCCUCGGCGCCGCCUUCCAAGGAGCUGCCUGCAAGUGGACGCAGCACCUCCCUCCCCACUUCUCACCCCGUGAGCCCAGCAGGGUGACGGUGCAGAUUUUCCAGCCCGGUCACUCGGCUGCAGGACCGGAGUUUGCCGUGAUCCAGUUCAGGUUUUGCUGCAGCCCUCUGGCUCCGUUUUCACAGCUCUCCCUCCCCUCAUGGCUCGCCGAUCUCAAAGCUCCUCGCAGGGGGACAACCCUCUUGACCCCAACUACCUUCCCCCCCACUACAAGGAGUAUUACCGCCUGGCUCUGGACAUACUCACCGAAGAGGGCAAAGAGAGUUACGAACGCUUUCUGGCAGAGGAGGCAGCCCCUGAUUUCCUUUGCAACUCGGAGGUGGAUCACAUCCUGCAGAACCUUCAGAAACCCCAGUAUGCCAACCAGGAGGGCAGCACCGACACGGCGGGGGACAACGACGUGGACGGAUCCUCCGGGACCUACUGGCCCAUGAACUCAGACCUCGCCGUUCCGGAGCUGGACCUGGGCUGGCCCAUGGUCUUUGGGUUCAGGGGAACAGAAGUAACGACCCUGGUGCAGCCGCCGCCCCCCGACAACCCCAGCAUCAAGGAAGAGGCUCGCAGAAUGAUUCGAGCUGCCCAGCAGGUGGUAGCCAUCGUCAUGGACAUCUUCACUGAUGUGGAUCUGCUGUUUGAGGUGCUGGAUGCUGCUGCUCGCAGAGUCCCUGUGUACAUCCUGCUCGAUGAAAUGAACUCCCAGCUUUUCCUCGAUACAGCUGCUAAAUGCAGAGUCAAUCUGAACUACGUGGAGUUCCUACGGGUGAGGACGGUUUCUGGCCCAACCUACUACUGCCGCACGGGGAUGUCUUUCAAAGGACACGUGAAAGAGAAAUUCCUCCUGGUCGACUGCAUGGUGGUGCUGAGUGGCAACUACAGUUUCAUGUGGUCUUUUGAGAAGAUUCACAGGAGCAUCGCACACAUCUUCCAGGGCGAGCUGGUGGCCAGCUUCGAUGAAGAAUUCCGAAUUUUGUUUGCGCAGUCAGAACCUCUCGUUCCUCCAGCCAACGUUUUGGCAAAGGCAGAGAACCCGUUUGCCAUGGCUCCCUUUGGCAAUAACAUGCCAUUCUUUCCUAAAAAAGCACCCCUCAUGUUCCAGAGGGACGACAACCUUUUUCCCUCCUUUAUGGACAGAGUUGAUCCAGACAGGUACUUCCUGUCCAACUUCCGGCGCGACGAUUUGUUACGCCACACCGUGGAGGGGUCAGCCAUGCGGAUGUACAAAAAGGUGGAGAUGGAGAACGCUCAGAUGGACCCCGUCAGGGGUUUUCUCCGUUCCAAGCAGCUGGAGUUGGAUGCUUUUAAGAGACACAGUUUUGCAGAAGGAACGUUUGAAAAUUUUGCUUCUUCUAAGCAGUAUGCCAGGCAGAUGUUCAUGAACAAUAUGGACGAAUUUAAAAUCCAGGCUAGCCAUUUCCAGAAGGAUCAGUUCUACCAGUACCAGUUUGAACACCCCCACCUUUCCGGCAGACCCCAGGGAUUCUUUGACAGAAUACGAGGUGGCAGGCCGGGAUUCAAUGAGUUGGAAGAGGGAGGACCUCUUCCCUACGGAGAGGGACCCAGAUACCCCGAACUCGAAUCCGGCUUCCCACAGGAGGGUUUCCCCUUAAGGCUGGAUUACGUGCCUUCAAAUUCUUCCAGGGAAGUGAGGCACGGCUCUGAUCAGCUGAACCCUGCAGGCAAUGGCCCAAUGGGAAUGAUGCUCAGACGGCAGAAUAUAGGACAGAAGUUUAUUUGCCAGACUUCUCCUACGCAGAAGCAAAGCCUGGAACAGCGCCUGUUCUUACAAGACAAAGAUGAGGACCAAGAUCAGGACAAGAACACUCAGGAAAAUAGAACAGGUUUACGCAACUGGAGGAUUUCUUCAUACCUCAGUGCAUACCAGUCAGAACCAGAAGAAGGUCUCCCAAUGCCCAUGGAAUCGGAAGCAUACAACGAUGUUCUCGGGGAUCCCCUCGCAAAGCACCCCACUGACCUCAUCCCAGCAUUCAAAUCCCCUUUGUCUUUUAACAGCAAGUCACUGGCGGUUGAAAAUGCCAAGGAAUUUGCAGAUCCUGAAAGAGGAGGUGAAGAUUCACCUAUGAUGAAACAAGACGCCUUCAGGUCCAGAAUAAAUCCCUUGAUCCAGAGGAGCUCAAGACUCAGGUCCUCUCUGAUUUUCAACGCUGCCAAGUUAGAUCAGCCUAACACAACAAUAGAGAAGGUUCAGAUGAUCCAUAAGGAACAAGUGUCCAAUGAACUGACAAAGGACAACGAAACUAUAAAGACAGCCACCUCGUCCAAAGUGGCAGAGCUUUUGGAGAAAUACAAAGCUGUGGGCAAAGACGCCGAGCGAGCUACCGUCACUCACACCAAAGCUGUUUCUAGUUUUCUCCAGGAGGAAUCACAGAACGCGGAGAAGAAAUGCACCAAAUCCCUGCAGUAUAAGAUUCUGGAGAGCAGAGUACUGGAGUCCAAGGACUCCUGCAGUACUUACAAGAUGCACGGAGAGACUGACAGGGCGUUUGGAAUGGCUUCGUCGACCCCGCAGCUCAUCGAUGCUUUGAGUAAAGAUCCCUUAGCACAUCUGGGCGCUAAAGUGGACAAAUUAUCGUCCCGGUUUUACCCGAUAGAGAGUAAACCUGCUCUUCCAGAAAAGGAAAGUCUUAUAUUUGUAGGAGAUACUCAGAAAUUGGCUCUUCCAGAAAAGAAGGAAAGAGUGACGUUCAAGGAAGACGCUGAAAAAUUGGUCAGUGCGGAACUGAAGAAACCACAGGUGAGGACGGGCACCACAUCAGUCAUCGAAAACCUGUCUAAAGGCCCGGGAUCUGACAGCUCCCUCAAUAAAUCAGAGGAAGAGUGUUCCAAACAGGAACAAAAUACAAUGGAAUUUUUAAGAAAAGGAUCCCUACGGUUGAAGCAGUUUCUGAACCCAAAAGGUGAAAAGAAACUGGAGGAGGAACCCAAUUCUGAGGUUGGAAAAUCUGACAAACAGCCCAUGGGUCUCAAAAGAUCUUCCAUAGGCGACUGUCAGGAAAUGCUGGUGGAGGAAGAAAAAAACCAUAAAUUUGCAACGCCGCUUCCUCCCAAAAGCAGCCAAGCGACACAGGGCAGAUUUCCUUCAUCCACAGCCAACAUUCUGUACAGCAGCAAUCUCCGCGAUGACACCAAGGUGAUUUUGGAGCAAAUCUCUGCUAACAGCCAGAAGAACAGAGCCGAACUGGCCAAGCAGCUGCCAUCCACCAGCAAUCCCGAUCUUUCUAAGUCAACUAUGAGCUUGGAAAGGAAAAGCGAGAAGGAGAAAAGCUGCAACAUCCACAGGUCAGAGAGCUUCGGGAGCCAGAAACGAAACCUUCAGCGGCAGCCGUCGGAGGACAGAGACACCCUGCUGAAAAAAAUGGAGAACAUGAGGAAGGAAAAGAGGGUGUACAGCAGGUUUGAGGUCUUCUGCAAAAAGGAUGAGCAUAUGGGUCAGAGCGAGGAGGAGUACGACACAGACGCCAAAGACAAGAAGAUGGGAAAAUUCAUGCCCAAAAUCCUGGGGACCUUCAAGACCAAAAAAUGAUCGUAGGAACGCUAUUUAGUUCCGUCACUGACUGUCAAAGCCGAUGGGGAAGAAACGCGUUUAUGGUGGCUGUGAAGCUCUUUGAGGUUGGCGAGUGGGAUGUGUUCAGCAUUGCUCCUUUGGCACAGAUUGCCCCGUAGGGUCGUGUGGUAACAGGAAACCUUAUUACAGUAUAUUUAAAAUAAAAUUAUUCAAUUGCCAAGAUGCUUAAAAUAGCGAUGUCUCUUUAUCUGACGGUCAGGGAGUCCUCCCAGCAGUCAGGAAAAACAAUUCCGCUUUCAGUAAGGAAAGAAACAGAAAAAAAAUAUAAAAUCAAUGGUUGAAUUCAGUCAAUGUCAGCAAAGCACUUACGUUGUUUCUCAGUGCAGAUUUGGUUACUUUGCAUGAAUGGCCGAGCUGAUACGGAGCUCCCUUUUUGAAGAAUGACAGGAGAAAAAUGUACACGAGUCACUUUUGUUCCCCUAGGUGUGACUGUGGUCUGGUCUGGCAGAAAAUGCCCAGUUUUCCUACUUACUGCUUUAUCAGCCUGCUGGUUAACUAUUACUAUUGGUUUGUUUUCUUGUGUGUAAUGGAAGCACUGCAUUGGAGACUGAGCCGAGAACAGCAGCUGGAAGGCCAUAAAAGAAGAAAGUGACGAUUAAUUGAUGGAGAAAGAGAUGAUUUCAGAACCAUCGUCACGCUUUUCAGCUGAGUGAGAAUUUAAGCCUUUAUAGUUAAGUAGUGAUUUAUGUAACCCCGAUCCAUUAGUGGAGAAUCCCUCUGAAAUUCCACAAAGUCCAUUAAAAGAAGGGGGAGGGCUGCUAGCAUCUUUGGUUCGAGAUCAGAAGCGCUUUACUCACAGCUUCCUUGCAGGGCUUUGGUAUCAAGCUUGGGCACGCAGUGUUGAACACCGCCCGGAUCAAUCAGUAAUUAAUUACAGGUGCAGAACCAGUCAGGUUUGUGCUGAUUGCUGUGUUGCAGAGCCGUGACAGACAGAAGAUGCAGAGGCCAAGAAGCAGUCAGACACAGGCUUGAGUUUCCCUUUCCCUCAGCUUGGGCUGCUUCCACGAGCAUCCCUAGGAUUGCCAAACUGGGAUCUGACUUCAUUUUCCUUUAUUUUUCCUGGCUAAGGAGGUGGGAGAGAGGAAUGAUCACGCACGGAAAUAGGCUUCUGCAUUUCUUGUUUCCAUCGGCCGGAGUUACAGGUUUGGCUCCUGAGCUGCAAGCUCAGCAAACCUGUUGAGGCUCACGGCUGAUGGACGGAGGCUGCUUCGGAUCCUGAAGGUAACUGUGAGCCUGCAGCUGCUCUCGUUAGGAUACUGCCUCCCACGGCAGCAGGUUUACCUGGUUUGCGUAGCUGUAAUGAUGGCUGUUUUUCUGCUCAUUGGAAAACUUAGGAAAUGAAGAUAUGAAAGAAAAUUACCCAAUCUCCAAAUUACUGCUGAUGGU